Messenger RNA from Cajanus cajan (pigeon pea), 1319 nucleotides. RefSeq names its product Late embryogenesis abundant (LEA) hydroxyproline-rich glycoprotein family. NCBI's taxonomy places the organism in Eukaryota, Viridiplantae, Streptophyta, Magnoliopsida, Fabales, Fabaceae. Gene Ontology annotation, biological process: defense response to other organism. Gene Ontology annotation, cellular component: plasma membrane. The record is from RefSeq and is a predicted model, not a curated record.
GGGAUUUUGUACGUAGGGGAGAGCAUAGAGCUGGAUACAGCUAAACGCAGCGGUUAGAAGGUUAGCAUCUGAAAUCUCUCCAACUUCUAAUCACUGUUGAUUCCAUACAAAUACAAAACCUCAUAAUAACCUAAUAAACUCACACAGACACACACAAACUGCUCCACCACUUUCUCUCUCUAGUAAACAAAACAAAAAAGCAACCCCCUUUUAAGUUUUCCCUCAUUCUCUCUCACAACACAACCCUCACCGACAACAACGUAAGCUAAACAAACCAAAACACACUAACACCGCCAUGACCGACAGAGUCUACCCUUCCGCCAAGCCCCUCCCCAACGCCAACGCUGCCGCCACCGCCAACCCAUCUUUCCCGGCGACCAAGGCCCAGCUCUACGGCGCCACCCGCCCCACCUACCGCCCCCAGCCCCACCACCGUCGCCGGAGCCGCCGCGGCUGCUGCUGCACCUUCUUCUUCUGGCUGACCCUCACCAUCCUCGUCCUCCUCCUUCUGGCGGGUGUCGCCGGCACCGUCUUCUACCUCCUGUACCGCCCCCACCGCCCCUCCUUCACCGUCACCUCCCUGAAACUGUCGUACCUGAACCUCACAUCCUCCUCCACCCUCAACUCCCGCUUCGACCUCGCCGUCUCCGCCACCAACCCCAACAAGAACAUCCUCUUCGCCUACGACCCCACCGCCGUCACCGUCCUCUCCGGCGACGUCGACAUCGGCGACGCCACCGUCCCCGCCUUCCGCCACCCGAAGAAGAACACGACGCUGAUCAAGACCUCCAUGGUGGCCGCCGGGCACGCCCUCAGCGGCGACGAGGCCUCGACCCUGAAGGGCUCAAUGAAGAGCAAGAAGGGUUUGGCUCUGAAGGUGAAUUUGGAAACGAAGGUGAAGGCCACCAUGGGGAAGUUGAAAACCCCCAAGGUCGGAAUCAGAGUCUCCUGCGACGGAAUCAGAGUCACCCUCCCCGCCGGCAAGAAACCGGCGACGGCCUCCACUUCUAACGCCAAGUGUCACGUCGAUGUUCGCUUCAAGAUCUGGAAGUGGACCGUUUGAAUUUCAUCCACUUUACAGAACUUAGGUGUGUUCUGUUCUUUCUUGGCUUUGGUUUUAAUUUUAAUUUUAAUUUUGGUAUAUUUUUGGAGAAUUUGUCCAUACUCAUAAAUCAUAAUUACUUGAAUGCGUGUAAAUGGCAACGAGGGCUGCCGGGGUUUCAGUCGGUGACAGUUGUUACCAUCUUUUGUAUACUAUAUAUCUUUUUUUGCUAGACACAGUUGUAUUUUUCUAUUCUAUUUUCUCUGCACUUUUAUUC